This is a messenger RNA of Lotus japonicus, 561 nucleotides long. Its product is annotated as putative invertase inhibitor. Gene Ontology annotation, biological process: negative regulation of catalytic activity. The record is from RefSeq and is a predicted model, not a curated record. The coding region runs from base 1 to 561 and encodes 186 amino acids. NCBI's taxonomy places the organism in Eukaryota, Viridiplantae, Streptophyta, Magnoliopsida, Fabales, Fabaceae. Gene Ontology annotation, molecular function: enzyme inhibitor activity. The transcript is spliced from 2 exons.
AUGUGGAAGCAAAUUAAUGAGGUGUUAUUUACUUUUGAAUUGGUGCUGAAAACGUUCAAGUUAUCUUUACUGGAAUCUGCCCCUGAAUCAGUCCAUUCUUGCAAGCACACUCUUCAUUUCAAAGUGUGUGUAUCUUCCUUAAGAUCAGUUCCUAGUAGCAAAAGUUCAGAUCUCAAAAAUCUGAGCUCAAAUUAUGCUGCAAAGACAUUGUCAUAUGUGUGUGAGCUGAAAUCUUCUACUGAUAAUGUCACCAACAACAACAGUUACAUGUCUCGUUGCUUAAGUGAUUGCAUAGAGGAAUACAAAGAAGCCAGAGAGAAUUUGCAGGACUCAGCAGAAGCACUUGCAGAAGGAGAUUAUGACAAGGUAGAUACAUUGGUGUCUGCUGCUAUGUCAGAUGCAGAAACAUGUGAGGAUGGCUUCAAGGAGGUGUUCAUUUAUGAUGGCAAUAAGGAUUAUUCCAAUCCUUCUCUUACUAAGCGCAACAGUUACUUCUCUGAACUGUGUAGUAAUGCUCUGGCCAUCACAAAAUUAUUAGCCCAGGAUUUUUGUGGAAGUUAA